GGGUGAUGGUAAAGGGGAAAGAGAAUAGCAGCGUCAACCGCUCCGCUCGAAAACGACGGCGACGGGGGACGGGCUCUAGAAAAAGACAGCGUGAGGUACUAUGGAGAGAGGGUGACACACGGUGUCGCGUACGGGGGGUUUCAGUCUGUGUUCACCCAUGAGAGACACACCACCAUCGGCGACACGCUCCGCUCACGUUGCGAGGGUGAGGGCUCGCUUUUCGUUCGCCAACUGGUCAAACUCUCGUUCCUCAAGAGGAUCGCCCGCCUUCCGCGUUGAAUCCGAACGCGUCGCGAUUAGACAACCGUGAUCCUGUCACUGAAGAGGACGUCAUCGAGAGUAAAUAGAAUUUUUUUGACAAAAAGAUAGUAAUUCGGAUGAAACAUCGUGAGGCGAGUAGCGCCGUGCCCUUGUGAAUUUGACCCUGCGUCUGACACACGAGAUGAAGUGACAAGGACGGUGACAGUAGUUGCUAGUUAAGUGAAGUGUCAACCAAGUGUUUUAAAGGAGAGAAGUUGAAUAGCUUCGUCGAGACGGUAAGCUUCAUCAACGAACAAGCAGAUUGUGAACAAUUGGAAUUUGUUAAAUUAUGAGUCACGAAGGCGAAUUGUGCGCGUCAUAGCAAGUGGUCGACACAGUAUCGAAAUCGGUGACAAUUGAUUCAAACUGAAAAGUUUUGACGGAAGAUAUUUAAGAGAAAAAUGUUACGAAGGCUAAUUGCUGCGGGGAAAAUCGAAGAAGAAUAUCUUGGAAAGUAAGACAGUAGAAAUAGAAAAAGAGAGAAAGUGUCAAGGAUUACUAUUAAAUACUAUUCAUGUGUCUUGUCUAUUUUUGUGGAAUCUUGAGUUGAAGAUAUGUUCGACAAUUUGACAAAUCUAGCUGACGAUAACUAUCCGAGUCCUAUUGCAUUCAAUCGCCGCGCUAAUCGAGGGAAAAAGAAGCGCGAUCAAUUUGUGCAAUCUUUUCCAUUGUCUCAGCUAUCUCGAAGAAUUAUCGAAGUAGUUUCGUGAUUUGCUGUGGUUCAGUGAUUUCCGAGGAAAAACGCAAAUGAAACUAUCCAUUCUUUGUUAAACUGUUUAUUGCUUACUAUGUAUUUUGCUGCAUUUCAGUAAAAUGGUCAUUAUCGUAUCCAAACGGGAGUAUCUGAACACCGAAAGAUUAAACAUUUUUUAUUGAUAAUAUAUUUAGGCAACAUAAGACGCUGCGCUUGGAUGAACGAGCAAUUUUGCGCAAUUAUAAUUAUCGAAACGUGCAUUGCCAACUUCGAAGAUAACACUGGGGAUAACUUUCAUAGAAUAACACUGUAUUGUUGGGUAAAUCGCGAAUAAACGGCGCGCGACGCAAAUUUUGAUAGAGGAUAAGACUGUCAACAAAGCCAUUCAAAAUUCUUGAAAAACAGUAUAUUGUUAACUACAUCGUUAAUCUGAUAUAUCAAAAUAAUUUAGAAUAUUCAAAUUGAUCGUACUAAGCUAUCGAAGAAACGCCGGAGUAAAGACAUAUCCGAAGAAAGCUGUUCGUCAAUAGUGCACUGAACUACCUCGCUGUCGCUAUACGCUGCAGCAUGGGCCGUUAUCCUUGGUGAUGAUCUAACUUUACGUGACCUUGGGUGAUCUCAAACGUUUGAUCCUACCGCGGAGCCAUCGGCGGAGUUGGAGGACCAGUUCAGGAGUGGUGUUGUUCGAAAGGGUGGUGCGACGUUCGGGUACGCAAGUCUGCAGGCCAGCUCUGGGGUGCCGGGCCCGGGCGGGGUGAUGAGCUGCUCCGAUGUGAUGUAUCAAUAUUAUCCUUACCUCUACCAGACCCAUCGGCCACCGCCGCCGCAUCCGACCCACCCCCAUGCGGCCCCGCACAGCCACCCCCACGCUAAUCCGCACGCGGCCCACCACAGCCCAGCCAGACCAGCGCCCUUCCAACCCUUUCCGGCGGCCACGGCGACGCAUCAGUAUGACAGGCUGAACGUUCAUCAAAGGUCCCUGGAAGCGGCCGGUAUCGAGCUUUGCGGCGCCGGCGGAAGCGUCCCUCAAGGUCAGCCGAGCAGUGCGGGUUCCGUAGGGUCCGCGCCGAGUCCUGCGUCCCCAAGGCCAACGCCGCAACCGCGGCCGCCCCUCGCAACCACCACCUCGCAACCCUCGCGAACGUUAGACGACGACAGAUCGACAGACGGUGAGAUGAUUAAUUGUCUCGGUUUACAGCAACGUGUGUCUCGUCACGUGAACACCUGCGUAUUAAUACACCGGCUCGCAGGCGUGGGCGCCGGUACAACUGAGGACUCCGACGAUGGUGAGAGCAGGGCGCAGUACGUUAACGCGAAUUGCGUCGUGUUCACGCAUUAUCGGGGCGACGCGGCGUCGGAAGUGGAGGAACACUUUCAAAGGGCCCUCGCGCACGACAAAUUAAAAGAAAAUAUCUCCCCCAUGUCCAUGAGGAACUUUCCCCCUUCCUUUUGGAAUAGUCAGCAUCCCAGUGAUGUCUACGAGUACCCAACGGAUCCGUGGCAUCCGCAUUACCCGCAGUACCAUCACAGAGCCGUGCACGAGUACCACCACCACAAUAUGGCAGCGGCGGCGAGUUACAGUGGCCUUCUGCUGGGUGGUGCACGCGGCCUCGGCCACCACACGUCUCACCACGCGGCGCAUCACGCGCACGCCGCGGCGUCCUACAAGGAGUGGACGUCGGCGACGCCGUCGCAAUCCCUCGUCGAUGCCUCCUCGGCGCCGCCCUAUCCUCACGGCCACUACGCACCCCUCUCCGGUAAGACUCGAGUCUCAAGUUCAGGAUUCCAAGGACCUCUACUGGUUCUAGGAUCGAGCGUUGGAGAUCGGCAGGAGGCAUGCGGUUUCCUUAAAUUCAGAAGACGACUGAAGGACUGUGUUUUGAUUAAUAAGAAAAUUUAAUAAUGCGAUCUAACGAUGGAGAUCGUAAAGACGCGGACAUAAUAACAAGGACAUUGUUAAGGAAAAAUGACGACUGAGACGUCCGUCGUUGUCAUGUACAUAGUGUUACCUACAUCUUUUAAGGAUCUACUAUUAGCAUAAAACAGAUAGUAUUAGACGAAUACUUGCGCGCACUAUUACCUUUAUAGUGACUGCAGUGUCUGGCAUCGAGGAGAGUGAUUGGCCGAGAGAAUGCAUGACCGAGAAUCGUCUUCAGCUGGUACAAUAGCGUAGUGCGAUCUAGACCGCGUCAAGGCACAUCUAAAUUUCCCAAAUAAUUAACGGUAUCUUCGAUCUUCUUCUGCACAAUUUUCAGUCUGUAAAUUUUCAUUAAAUCCGCAAUGGUUAAUUAAUAACGAGCCACGCACGUUUGAAAUUUUACUAGAAAGCCAAUUUUUUAUUUAAGAGGCAAAAUCUUUUUAAUUUAUUUUUGAGAUCGCUGAUCUCCGAACUAGGGAAUAAUUAUUUGGCAAAUUUAGCUGCCGAGUUAAGUGAAGUAUUUAUUGACCAAUGAUCUUGCCAUAUAUAUAAAUAUAUUAUUAUUAAUUAUUAUUAUUAAUGUAUCAUAAACAAUAGGCGCCGCAAAUAUUCUGAAAUCUCCCCGAGUUAGCGAAUUAAAAUAGUUAUUAUCCGACAAGUCAACUAUUAUUCUUUGCACCCCUGGCUGCACCCCUCGCACAUCUUACCUCGUCAUCUCUCAAAUCAUUUCCACCUGCUACUCCACCGAUUAUUAUCUGUCCGGUAUAAUCGUAUUGCCUACAUUAAGCGCAUCGUAUCCAUCUCAUGUUAUCGCCUGUCUAAUUGUUAAAU
Vollenhovia emeryi is the source of this 3743-nucleotide messenger RNA. RefSeq names its product protein vestigial (gene vg). Gene Ontology annotation, biological process: regulation of transcription by RNA polymerase II. The record is from RefSeq and is a predicted model, not a curated record. NCBI's taxonomy places the organism in Eukaryota, Metazoa, Arthropoda, Insecta, Hymenoptera, Formicidae. The coding region runs from base 1752 to 2894 and encodes 380 amino acids. Gene Ontology annotation, cellular component: nucleus. The transcript is spliced from 5 exons.